UGGCUUUAACCCGCCAAGAAGAGGGACCUUUGCUGCUGGUGUUUCUCAGGCCACCCAAGAGAGGACCCCGGGUGUUGGAGGAGUGAGCCCAGGAUGCCCCCCGGGGUCGACUGCCCCAUGGAAUUCUGGGCCCAGGAGGAGAGCCAGAACGUGGCUGUGGACUUCCUGUUGCCUACAGGAGUGUACCUCAACUUCCCCGUGUCCCGAAAUGCCAACCUCAGCACCAUCAAGAAGGUGCUGUGGCGCCGCGCGCAGUACGAGCCGCUCUUCCACAUGCUCAGCGGCCCCGAGGCCUACGUGUUCACCUGCGUCAACCGCACGGCCGAGCAGCAGGAGCUGGAGGACGAGCAGCGGCGCCUCUGCGACAUCCAGCCCUUCCUGCCCGUGCUGCGCCUCGUGGCCCGCCAGGGCGACCGCGCCAAGAAGCUCGUCAACUCGCAGAUCAGCCUGCUCAUCGGCAAGGGCCUCCACGAGUUCGACUCCCUGCAAGACGCUGAGGUCAACGACUUCCGAGCCAAGAUGCGGCAGCUGUGCGAGGAGGCGGCGGCGCGCCGGCAGCAGCUGGGCUGGGAGGCCUGGCUGCAGUACAGCUUCCCGCUGCAGCUGGAGCCGGCGGCGGCGCGCGGCUGGGGGCCCGGCACCCUCCACCUGCCCAGCAGGGCCCUCCUGGUCAACGUCAAGUUCGAGGGCAGUGAGGAGAGCUUCACCUUCCAGGUGUCCACCAAGGAUGCGCCCCUGGCGCUCAUGGCGUCGGCCCUGCGCAAGAAGGCCACGGUGUUCCGGCAGCCGCUGGUGGAGCAGCCCGAGGACUAUGCGCUGCAGGUGAACGGCAGGCACGAGUACCUGUACGGCAGCCACCCGCUCUGCCGGUUCCAGUAUAUCUGCAGCUGCCUGCACAGUGGGCUGACCCCCCACCUCACCAUGGUGCACUCCUCCUCCAUCCUGGCCAUGCGGGACGAGCAGGGGGACCUCGCCCCCCAAGUCCAGAAGCAACGUGCCAAGCCGCCCCCCAUCCCCUUGAAGAAGCCCUCCUCCUCGUGUCUGUGGUCCCUGGAGCAGCCCUUCUACGUGGAGCUGAUCCAAGGCAGCAAAGUGAAUGCAGACGAGCGCAUGAAGCUGGUGGUACAGGCUGGCCUCUUCCAUGGCCAUGAGCUGCUGUGCAAGCCGGUGGCGAGCUCCGAGGUGACCGUGUGCUCAGAACCCGUGUGGCGGCAGCGGCUGGACUUCGACAUAAGCGUGGGCGACUUACCCCGCAUGGCCCGCCUGUGCUUCGCACUCUAUGCCGUCAUCGAGAAGGCCAGGAAGGCGCGGUCCACCAAGAAGAAGGCAAAGAAGGCGGACUGCCCCAUCGCCUGGGCCAACCUCAUGCUGUUUGAUUACAAGGACCAGCUCAAGACAGGGGAGCACUGUCUCUACAUGUGGCCCUCGGUGCCAGACGAGAAAGGGGAGCUGCUGAACCCGGCGGGAACUGUGCGCAGUAACCCCAACACAGAGAGUGCUGCCGCCCUGGUCAUCUCCCUCCCUGAGGUGGCCCCUCACCCCGUGUACUAUCCUGCCCUGGACAAAAUCCUGGAGCUGGGCUGCCACGGCGAGCGAGGGCACUUCACGGAGGAGGAGUACCUGCAGCUGCGGGAGAUCCUGGAGCGCCGGGGUUCCGGGGAGCUGUACGAGCACGAGAAGGACCUGGUGUGGAAGAUGCGGCACGAGGUGCAGGAGCACUUCCCCGAGGCGCUGGCCCGGCUGCUGCUGGUCACCAAGUGGAACAAGCACGAGGACGUGGCCCAGAUGCUCUACCUGCUGCGCUCCUGGUCCGAGCUGCCCGUCCUCAGCGCCCUGGAGCUGCUGGACUUUAGCUUCGCCGACCGCCAUGUGGGCUCCUUCGCCAUCAGGUCGCUGCGGAAACUGACGGACGACGAGCUCUUCCAGUACCUGCUGCAGCUGGUGCAGGUGCUCAAGUACGAGUCGUACCUGGACUGCGAGCUGACCAAGUUCCUGCUGGAGCGCGCCCUGGCCAACCGCAAGAUCGGCCACUUCCUCUUCUGGCACCUUCGCUCCGAGAUGCACGUGCCCUCCGUGGCGCUGCGCUUCGGCCUCAUCCUGGAAGCCUACUGCCGGGGCAGCACGCACCACAUGAAGGUGCUGAUGAAGCAGGGGGAAGCGCUGAGCAAGCUCAAGACCCUCAACGACAUCGUCAAGGUAAACUCGCAGAAGACCACCAAGCCCCAGACCAAGGAGCUCAUGCAUCUGUGCAUGCGCCAGGAGGCCUACCUGGAGGCGCUGUCCCACCUGCAGUCCCCGCUGGACCCCAGCACCCUGCUGGCCGAAGUCUGUGUGGACCAGUGCACCUUCAUGGACUCCAAGAUGAAGCCGCUCUGGGUGGUGUACAGCAACGAGCAGGCGGGUGGCCAUGGCAGCGUGGGCCUCAUCUUCAAGAACGGGGACGACCUCCGCCAGGAUAUGCUGACCCUGCAGAUGAUCCAGCUCAUGGACGUUUUGUGGAAGCGAGAAGGGCUGGACCUGAGGAUGACGCCCUACGGCUGCCUGUCCACGGGGGACCGCACGGGCCUCAUCGAGGUGGUGCUGCGCUCCGACACCAUCGCCAACAUCCAGCUCAACAAGAGCAACAUGGCCGCCACGGCCGCCUUCAACAAGGACGCGCUGCUCAACUGGCUCAAGUCCAAGAACCCCGGGGAGGCCCUGGACCGGGCCAUUGAGGAGUUCACCCUCUCCUGUGCCGGCUACUGUGUGGCCACCUACGUGCUGGGCAUCGGCGACCGGCACAGUGACAACAUCAUGGUCCGGGAGAGCGGGCAGCUUUUCCACAUAGACUUCGGCCACUUUCUGGGGAACUUCAAGACCAAGUUUGGGAUCAACCGGGAGCGGGUCCCCUUCAUCCUCACCUACGACUUCGUGCACGUGAUCCAGCAGGGCAAGACCAACAACAGUGAGAAGUUUGAGAGGUUCCGGGGCUACUGCGAGCGGGCCUACACCAUCCUGCGGCGCCACGGGCUGCUCUUCCUGCAUCUCUUUGCCCUGAUGCGGGCCGCGGGCCUACCCGAGCUCAGCUGCUCCAAAGACAUCCAAUACCUCAAGGACUCCCUGGCUUUGGGGAAGACAGAGGAGGAGGCACUCAAGCACUUCCGGGUCAAGUUCAACGAGGCGCUGCGGGAGAGCUGGAAGACCAAGGUGAACUGGCUCGCACACAACGUGUCCAAAGACAAUCGCCAAUAGCAGGCCCGGCCGCCCACGGGCCCAAGAACCUCCUCGACUGCCUUGUUUACAUGUUCUUCGUGACUUGAAGUUCAUCAGGAAGGAA
Suncus etruscus (white-toothed pygmy shrew) is the source of this 3316-nucleotide messenger RNA. It is a transcript of the gene PIK3CD, whose product is annotated as phosphatidylinositol-4,5-bisphosphate 3-kinase catalytic subunit delta. Gene Ontology annotation, biological process: phosphatidylinositol-mediated signaling; phosphatidylinositol 3-kinase/protein kinase B signal transduction; phosphatidylinositol-3-phosphate biosynthetic process. Lineage: Eukaryota; Metazoa; Chordata; Mammalia; Eulipotyphla; Soricidae. Gene Ontology annotation, molecular function: 1-phosphatidylinositol-4-phosphate 3-kinase activity; 1-phosphatidylinositol-3-kinase activity. Gene Ontology annotation, cellular component: phosphatidylinositol 3-kinase complex; plasma membrane; cytoplasm. The transcript has 23 exons. The record is from RefSeq and is a predicted model, not a curated record. The coding region runs from base 94 to 3231 and encodes 1045 amino acids.